CACCUCAAGUACUACUCCAAGGUCCUCCAACCCUCUGAUCAUGAGCAACGCACUGAAGUGAAGGUUAACAAGGGAAGCCUUCCUCUCUGCAGCUAGCAGGAUUGUAGCAUGGCACUGCUAAUUUCCCAACCAGGUCAAGCACAUUUCAUGGCUUAUGGCGUGAAGAGAAAUAUGGUGGCAUCUAGUAAGAAGGAAACUUGUGUUGGUUUUUCUUCCUCACCUCAUUUAGCUAAAACUGGGGUUGGAAGGAAACAAGGGCAUAAAGUGAUUGUUCCAGCAACUGCCACCGAGGCCACUGUAUUGCCUACAAAGCCACUAACAAAAGAUGAUCUUGUCGGUUACUUUGCCUCUGGCUGCAAGCCUAAGGAGGAAUGGAGAAUAGGAACUGAGCAUGAAAAGUUUGGUUUCCAGUUGAGAACUCUAUGCCCCAUAACAUAUGAACAAAUAGAAGAGUUACUCAACGAUGUUGCUGCAAUAUUUGGUUGGGACAAAGUCAUGGAAGGUGACAACCUUAUUGGACUCAAAAAGGGUAAGCAGAGCAUAUCACUGGAGGGUGGUGGACAGCUUGAGCUUAGCGGUGCACCUGUCAAAACAUUACAUGAAACUUAUGCCGAGAUUAAAUCACACCUAUGUCAGGUAAAAGCUGUUGCAACAAAAAUGGGAAUUGGAUUCUUAGGAAUAGGUUUCCAGCCCAAAGGGGGACUUAAGGACAUGCCUACAAUGCCCAAGCCACAUCAAGAGAUUUUAGCAGGAUACCUUGCUAAAGUUGGCCCACUUGGAAUCGAUACAUUGCGUAGAACAUGCACUGUCCAGGUUAAUCUGGAUUACAGUUCAGAAGCUGACAUGAUCAGGAAAUUUCGGGCAAGUCUUGCUUUGCAGCCUAUAGCAACAGCACUAUUUGCAAAUUCACCUUUUGCUGAAGGAAAUCCAAAUGGUUAUCUCAGCUUGAGAAGCCAUUUCUGGACUGGCCAUGAUAAAAGUCGUACUGGCAUGCUCCCCUUUGUUUUUGAUGACUCCUUUGGGUUUGAGCGGUAUGUUGAUUAUGCUCUUGAUGUUCCAAUGGUUUACAUUUACAGGAAAAAGAAAUAUAUUGACAGUGCUGGAAUGUCAUUCAGGGACUUUAUGGCAGGAAAACUUCCUUGUCUACCGGGUGAAUUGCCAGCACUCAAUGAUUGGGAGAAUCAUUUGGGAACAUUAUAUCCUGAGGUUCGGAUGAAGACAUACUUAGAGAUGAGGGGUGCUGAUGCAGGGCCUUUGGCAAUGUUAUGUGCUUUGCCAGCAUUUUGGGUAGGUUUACUAUAUGAUGAGGUUUCACUUCAAAAUGUUCUGGACUUGAUAGCUGAUUGGACCAUGGAAGAACGAGAGAUGUUGAGGAAUAUGGUUCCUAAGAUUGGUCUAAAAACACCAUUUCGGGAUGGAUUGCUAAGGCAUGUUGCUGAAGAUGUUGUCAAGUGGGCGCAGGAUGGCUUGGACAGAAGAGGCUUUAGGGAAUCAGGGUUCCUUGAUGAGGUGGCCGAGGUGGUAAAAACAGGAGUGACACCUGCCGAGAAGCUUUUGGAGAUGCACCAGGGGAAGUGGGGACAAUGUGUGGAUCCUGUCUUUCAUGAGCUACUCUAUUGAUCAACUGAAGAAUUAGGUUCACCAACAUCCUUUAUGGUUUAUGGUCGUGUUGUUUUCUUUGGCCUUUGUUGGCCCUCCCUUAAACACUUCUUGGUUCUUGGGUUGCAAUCCGACAGUUGCAAUUAAUCAAGAAAAAUAAAUCGUGUUGUAUUGUAUGUCCUUAGCACGAUACUCUUGUCUAACUCAUUGAAUAUGAGUAUGAUCAUUAAUAAAGAAUGUGAAGGGAAAUUUAUACA
Corylus avellana is the source of this 1856-nucleotide messenger RNA. RefSeq names its product glutamate--cysteine ligase, chloroplastic. Gene Ontology annotation, molecular function: glutamate-cysteine ligase activity. Gene Ontology annotation, biological process: glutathione biosynthetic process. NCBI's taxonomy places the organism in Eukaryota, Viridiplantae, Streptophyta, Magnoliopsida, Fagales, Betulaceae. The record is from RefSeq and is a predicted model, not a curated record.